GGGGAAACACUGUCAGACAGAGCGGAGAGCAGCAGAGGAAUAAUUGAAUCUGACACAAACCAUAGAGAGACAUCAAGUCCUGGAAAGGAUUAAAAUUUCUACUAUGACCACCGUCAGUUAUCUGUCUUCCACUCCUGGCCCAAAUAACCUCGAGGAUGACAGCGUUGUGAGCAAUGACAUCUCCACCACCUUGGGUGCCCUCAUCCUCGGCUUGGUCUUCCUCCUGGGCGUCCCUGGCAACCUCUUCAUUGUCUGGAGCAUCCUAGCUCGCAUCCGACGACGCUCCGUCACCACCCUGCUCAUCCUCAACCUGGCGUGUGCUGAUGGCUUUCUCAUGGCCCUCACCAUCUUCUUCAUUGUCUACCUGGCCAAGCAGACGUGGGUCUUUGGUGACGCCUUGUGUAAAGGCCUGUUCUACCUGUGCAAUUCCAACAUGUACGCCUCCAUCUUUCUGAUCACACUGAUGAGUUUGCACAGACUGGUGGCUGUGGUGUUUUCGAGGAGAGUGUCCUCCAAGGUCAGCAGGAAGAUUGUGAGGAGGGUGAUUGUAGGCAUGUGGGUGCUGGUGAUGGUCAUUUCUAUCCCGUCACUGGUGUUUCGAGACGUCAGAGAGGACAAAGAUGAGAAGAACAGAACAAGACUGGUGUGUGCACCCAAUCACACACUGGCUCGACAUGUGAGGUUUCAGUAUGCCUUAGAGACAGUGGCAGGAUUCAUUCUUCCUUAUGCAGUCAUCAUAACCAGCUACAUCCUCAUCCUGAGACGCCUGAGGCAGACCAAGUUCCGCCGAAAGGUCCGCAGCGAGAAACUCAUUCUGGCCAUUGUGGUGACAUUUUGUCUUUUCUGGCUGCCGUACCAUGUUAUCAACAUGAUGCAGGUGGCAGCGGAGUGGUAUCCGGAGGAUUCACCUGUAAGAGAAAAUUUGGACUAUAUCACCAAAUCCAGUCGCGCAGUGACUUCAGCUUUAGCUUUCAUCAGCAGCUGUGCCAAUCCCGUCCUCUACACUUUCGCCGGGAAGUCCUACAUCAAGCAGAAUGGCUUGUCCUUCAUGGCUCGGCUAUUUGAGGGCACAUCAUUAGACCAUUCAGGGACCAAAAAGAGUAAAGACACUAUGGGACUCAGUAAUGUUGACUCCACAAACAGCACAGGACCUACAACAUUACAAAAUGGGAGAUAAGCAUUGAAUGAACUUUGAGCAUAUGUAAGAGUGCUCUGAGAAUUUGUUAAACCAAAAGCCCAGCUAGCAGCUUACCAUCAGGUAUUGUACUUUGUUGAUUGUGUUGAAGAAAGUUUGACUGGAAGUCAGGGGUGCAGGAACAAGAAAUUAAACUGUACCUGAUAUGUAUACUAGAAUUGUAAAUAUUUUUAUAGCCCAUUUUUAUUUUGUCACAUUUUGUAAAAGUUAGAGAAUAACACUCAAAAGAAAAACAGCAACAUGUACUUGAACAUAUUGUGAAAAAAAUGUAAUUUCUUAACUGGUGUCCCUUUAUUUUAUGUGCCCCAUUUAGCAUAUAUGAUAAAUGAUACAAACAUUGAAACAUUUACAGCAACUACAUUCCACUGAGUUAUAAACCUCUUCAAUGUGUUUAUAUAGACUUAAAAAGGGGUCUAAGAUGUGGCCCAUUUGGCCCUUCACACAAAAUACAUCCAUUUCUACAGCUUAACCAACUCAGUGUUUAUCUGGACAGAAUCUGGUGCAUGACCCUUAUUUUUACUAGUAAAGAACUCAAACACACUUGCAAUACUUGUGAAGGGCAGGUCACCUUUUCCUCUUAAAACAUCUGGAGCUGGCACUGUUGCACCCUCCUCAUCCAAGUUCUGACAUGUUUGAAGAGUUUUGUACAAACUGCACCCAGAUUGGGCCAUCUAUAAUAAACCACAUGAAAAUGUGAAAUCUUGACUCUA
Molecule: messenger RNA, 1905 nt
Organism: Plectropomus leopardus (leopard coralgrouper)
Lineage: Eukaryota; Metazoa; Chordata; Actinopteri; Perciformes; Serranidae
Gene: ltb4r2b
Product: leukotriene B4 receptor 2b
Biological process (GO): complement receptor mediated signaling pathway; positive regulation of cytosolic calcium ion concentration; phospholipase C-activating G protein-coupled receptor signaling pathway
Cellular component (GO): plasma membrane
Molecular function (GO): G protein-coupled receptor activity; complement receptor activity
Source: RefSeq, a predicted model, not a curated record